Messenger RNA from Blepharisma stoltei, 1124 nucleotides. The record is from the annotation of a GenBank genome assembly. NCBI's taxonomy places the organism in Eukaryota, Ciliophora, Heterotrichea, Heterotrichida, Blepharismidae.
AUGUUCAGAGUAAAUUUCACUGCAAAGUUAUCACGAACAAUAAAAACUCGCUGCUGGGUAUGCAGGGAAGGAAUUAAAAAGAACGACAUCAAUAUUCACAUUUAUCACAUGAACGGCUCCGAAAAUUAUCACCUGGAUUGCUAUACCCCAAAAGUUAAGCAAUAUAUCUGUGAAAGCGAUAUAUCGGUUUAUUUAAAAGAUGAAGAUGCUAAAAAGUUUUAUGCGUGGCUUGAGAAAUGGAACCAAAAUUAUGCUCCUAUUGACAAGCCUUAUCAUGCUCCUCUUAAUCUGAUUAAACAAGUAGAAUCAACUCCAUCGAAAUAUAGAAGAGCUUGGAUAGAAGUUUUUAGGUUUAUUUCUCCCUGAGAGGUCUCUAGAACUCUUACGUUAGUUUGCAGGGAGUUUUAUCAUAUCACAUGAGAUGAAGAACUUUGGCAUUUUUACUAUGUAAAAGAAUUUAAUGAUCCUGAAGAGCAAUGCUCGAAGUGAAAGGAUAAAUAUAUAUCAAUGGCUUUUCAAUGGGGAAACCUUCUAUGGUAUUUUAGAGCCAUUUUUAUAUAAAAAAUAAUAGCUAUUUUUAAAUUCAGCAAUUAAAAAAUUCUGCAAUUUUUUAAGGGUAAAAAUUAUUUUAGAUUUUUUUUAUUUUUUUACCUUUUCAGGGUUGCAUCGGGUGUCAUAAAAUACUUACUGAUCAAAACUUUUAUAGAUGCCCAAUGCUAAAAAAACCACUUUGCUGGAACUGCAGGGAAAAAACUCAUAAAUUUCGGCUACUAAAUAAGUCAGAUAUUAAGCUAAAAUACGGGGUAAAUGCAAAUUUAUUAAAUUUAAAAUUUCACGAAGGAAGCUGAAACACAAAAAAAAGUUAUACUUUUAUGGUUAAAAAGGCUCUAGACGAGUAUCAUAAUUUAAAUAAGCAAAAGCUACUUAAAAAAUUUGAAAAAGAUCCGGAUUAUAAUGAAUUGAAAGAGAUUGCUGACUCAAUUAAUAUUCGCAAAAUCCACAAAGAAAUACUCCCUGAUGAAAAAUUUAUUGCAAAUCCUUUUUAUCAUUGCUUUGAUAAAAUUUUGAAGUAUAUUAGAAAUAAAGAAGGAGGCUUCAAAGAUAUCAAGCCAUUAAAUAAUUAA